This is a messenger RNA of Lingula anatina, 5146 nucleotides long. RefSeq names its product rho family-interacting cell polarization regulator 2. NCBI's taxonomy places the organism in Eukaryota, Metazoa, Brachiopoda, Lingulata, Lingulida, Lingulidae. The record is from RefSeq and is a predicted model, not a curated record.
UUCUUUGGUGUUUUUGUAAGGACAAUUCAUGAAAAAGAAGGUACAAAGUUGCCUGUGAAAAGUGGAGGUGGCGUUUAUUAAUGACGAAGUAGAUGAAAGAUUUAAAAGUGAUAUUACGCAAGUGUUAACAUUACAAGCAGUUAUCUCUAAUGAGUUCUGUGUAUUUGGUAUUUAGGUCAGGUAAGUCUAUUUACAUAUUUCAUUGAAGUUACCUGUGGUCGGCAGUGAGUCUUUACCAAAACAUGACAGGAAUCCAUUUUGAUGUUAAUUAGAUGUCAUUUUAAUUGCUUUUGUGAUUCCUGACUUGGUGUCAUUACGUCACCAGGGUUUAAUCACUGGUAUGGAUUAGUGAAUGUUAGCUCUUUAGGUUAGGCUGAAGGUAGUAGUGGACGGGUACAUGAGGCAUCGAUAACCAAUGUAUUUGAAGAUAAAUGAACGCGACAAGCACUAUGGUAGUGUGAUGGCAUUAAACGACUCGCACCACAAGAUGGCAGACAGCAAUCUACAACGGAGCAUUUCGUUCGCAGGCAUGCUCAAUCAGCCUGUCCUGGGGGAGACAUUACGCAGCCCGCGGCUGCAACGGAAACAUAUCUUUAAAAGCACAACAAAUUUGAGUCAGAGUUUUCGAAAGCUACCUAACAUGCCAAAAGUGCCUAGACCCAAUAGGACAGUUGUCAUCUUUGAGAGCAUCAGAAAAGGUCUACGUGAUUGCAUAGCAGCCACAGAAGAAGAUGUCCAGUCCUUGAGGAAUAAGUCUGAGGAAAUCACAAAUUCCUCUUCUGCACAGGCAAAACUUCAUGAAAUGGACAAGCAAAUCAAAUCAGCAGAAAGAUACAAGAAAAGGCUGGAAUUCCAUUUAGCAAAGAUUGAAGAGCUUCACGAACAGUAUCAUGUGCAAUUACGUCUGCGAGAUGGUGCACGGCAUAUGGCACGUGCUUUUAUCUCAUCGCCUGGUAAACAGAAAGAGCAUCUUGCCAAUGUCAAGCUGGGAUUCAAAGAAUGCAAUCAGAAUAUGUGUGCAAUUGAAGCCCAGUUAGAAAGCGUGAUGGGAGCUUUUCAUUGUAGAAUCAAAGGUAUGGUGGGCUUUGCCAGGCUGUGCCCAGGGGAUGUGUUUGAUAUCACUAUCAGGCAUGGAUCUCAGAAAUGGAAGGCCAAGGGGAAGAUCAACAAGAGUAGCCAGCAGAAGUGGGAGCAUGGGAACACCAUGUUCAAGUGCUUGCUUGGGCAUGUUUUCACUGUUAAGGCAGAGGAAGUGCACACUUUGUCACGUAACACACUGCUGGGAGAAAAACACUGCGAUACCAAAGACCUAUUUGCAGCCAACCCACAAUUGAUGACUGUCAAUCUCAACCAGAUUGGCUCUCUAAAACUCAGUCUUAUCAUCAGCUGGAAUCCUCUAGAUGGUGCUGAAGAUAUAGGUGGUGGCUGGAGUGGACUGCCCAGGGUGCAUGUCAAUGCGGCCAGGGCUCAGAAGGCUUCCUCAGUUAUGGUACUCACUGGAGAUGAUGGGAGGCUGACAGACUGGAGGUUUUCUCCUGACAAACACAGCCUUGGUACCAACAGCAGCAGUAGCAGUUCAUCUUCCUCCCCCACACGCCGUGUGGGAAGACCAGUGUCUGAGUUUGUAUCCACAGACAGACUAAACAGGCUUGGAGAUAAUGCAUAUGGAAAGAACAAAUUCUUGGGAGAAGGUAGCCAUGACAGAAGUUUGGUAUUUGUGCCCAAUCGUUUCUCAGUCCCUGUAGAAAUGAGGCCCCACGAUGACUCAUUAAUAAUUGGCAACAGACAUUCAAUCUGUGGAGAUGUUGUUGUUCACAGUGAACCAACAUCUCCUGCUACUUCAGACUACAAAAAAUUGCCACUUGAUGAGGCGUCAAGUUCAAAAACUGAGAUUAAAAGACGUUCUAGUCAUCAGGAGAAACAUUCACAAGAUGGCAGCAGUAAACAAGACAGGCCCAGGCCUAAGAGUGAGAUAUUUUUGUCAUCCCAGGAGCCCGUGGGCACCGAAAGGGUGGCAAAACCAAAACUUUUUGAUAUGAGAUUAUUGUCAGAAACUACGGGUAUGCAUUUGAGCCCUCAUGAAGAGGUGCCAAGAACUCUGGAGCAGGCAUUGAAUGCGAUAAAGACAACACUGGAGGAUUACCAGGGCCAGUAUCCAGCUUUAAGGCACCUGGAGGAGCAGAUUAGCAGACUGGAGGAGAUGCUAGCAAAACAGAAGCGAAUGAGUCGGUCCCGCUCUCCCAGCGUUCACAGUAUCUCAAUAGAGAGUGCUUUGGAGGCCUUUGACUUCCUAGACCUGGAGGAAGAGGGCAAUCAGGAGGACUGGGACAGCCCUAGUAGAAGGAGUACCAGCAGAAAGUCCAGCAGAGGUAGUCUAGAGGACAAACCCCUGAUUAGUCCCGAGUCGACCACCACCACGGCAGACUCUGGUAUAGAGUCUCUGGCUCACAGGCUGAGUGAGGACAGACAGUUUGCUGGGGCAGGGACUAGUCCAGAGCCAGCUAGUACGGGAAAUGACGCAGUGGAUGUGUGCUUGAUGUUCCAUCUCAUCUACUGUGACAGACUGUUCAAUAACCUUGGAAAAUUUGGUCCACUGAAAUGUCGGGAGACGUAUUCCUUGGAUCAUCUUCAGAUGCAGGGAAAAAUCAUAGAGAAGCUGCUCGACAUAGCCAAAGCAGGAAAACAUGUGGCCAACAUAGAGAAAGUAAUGAGUGAAGUGACCAGUAAUCCCAGGUUGAAAGAGUUCUGGCAGAAGUCUGUAGAUCACAGUGGUCUGUACGUGAACAGUGAGCGGUUCCUGGCACAGCUAGAGAGGAGCUAUGGAGAGAGAAUCCGAGACAAGUUUGAUAUUGUAGCCAGCAAAGUCUUCAGAAAAACAUUAGCAAAGAUCCUAGACAUGCCAAGCUAUGAUCCAGAUAGCAAUGCCAAUGUGACACUCCACCAGUUUCUGAGUUUCUUCAGUGAGGACAGCAGGCCAAGUGUGGCAGAGUAUGUAGAGGACCUGGCAACAGAAUUGUGGAUGUGUGGCAAGCUGCGUUCUACUGAUCCAGAUGUGGUGAUCAAAACAAUCCAAGCCUUCCAGUAUGAUGUCCCUCCCACUGAGUGCAUCAAGCUCCUUACACUCCUGCUCAUAUCAAACAAUUCAGAGAUCAAGCAGACAACAGUGACCUACUUACAAAGGCUGUCGUCUGACCGCAUGUCACGUGACCAGGUGAUGAAGGUCUUCAUUGAGGCACUGGAAGAUCACAAUGCAGAUAUCAGAUGUGGAGCCUGUGUGGCCCUGUCAGCCCUUAGAGCCUCAGAAACUAUAGAACAGCUAGUUUAUGUAUGUGAGACUGAUACUUCUAUUGUUGUCAAGAAAAGUGCAAAAGAGGCAGUAUUUUCAUUUGGUGAAGCAGGACGUAGGGCGUACGAGGCUGCCUCCUUACAUACACAUGGGUUUCAGGGAAUUGAUGUCAAACACAACCAUUCUGGAAUCAAAGCAUAAACCCUACAUGUUCUGAUCUUGAAGAAGACAGAACCAGGCGACUUAAAAGUACCAACUUUUUUGUCAAGAUUUGUAAGAUUUGUAAUUGCCAAAAACACAUUGACCUCAAAAUCUGUAAAAUGGAAAACUGAUUAAGUAAACAGCCACAAAUCUAUCAUUUAAGAUAUUAAAUUACAAAAGAUGGGUAUAUUCAAUGGUUGCCUAUGACAAACAUGAUUAUGACUCUGUAAAAUGUAUCUGGUUCUUUGAUAUUGUCAUAAGUUGAAUAAUUAUUUUUUACAAAAAAAAAAAAAUAAAUAAAUAAAAUAAAAUAAGGAUAUCAAGAAUCCAUCAGAAAAAGAAAACAGCAGUAACUGUAGUGUGCAUUACUGGGUAGACUGAUCUGAGACCUGAAUCUGCUUCCUGUACUCGGACCCAAAGUAAAUUUGAUUGCUACAUUUUUAAGAUUAGUGAAGGCCUGUGAAUUGCAUGGGUAAAUGGAGGCAGCAGAUGUUAAGAAAGACAUUCAGUGGUCGAUGUCAAAAUGGUAAAGAAAAAAAGCAAGAUCAAAACAUGGUUUUCAGUGUUGGUAUGUAGGCCAUACUUGCCCUCUCUUUUAUACAUUUCCAGUACUGUACAAUGUAGAUAUCUUAAUCGAUAAUGUGCAAAAAUCAAAUCAAAAGUUGAUAGCUGGUUGUGGGAAGUUAUCUAGUCAACAGUGAUUUGAAACUAUAAUACCAAAGAUAAGGCCUGCAGGCACCAGUUGAUUGUAACACUAUAUGCUUAUAUAGCCCAGACUGUAUUAUUAUGUACAUAUUACGUUGAUUUAAUUACAGUUUUUUUUUUCAGAUAAUCAUGUUGUUUAUAUCCAUAGUUAUUUGUAAUGUGGCAGCAGUUUUGCUGCUAUCCUGUCUCAUCUGUUCAGUAUUAGUAUAGAUAUUGGUUGAUUAGAAAUGGCAUUUUGUUGCCAUUAUACACUGUGGCCAUGAAUGAUAUUAGAUACUGUAGGAACUAUUAUAUUUUCCUGUUGUUUAAAAAAAAAAAGUUAAAAUGGAAGAUGUCAUGUAAGAGGUUUGUAUAAAAGCAAGUCAUUGGCCAUAUUGAACAAGCAAGGUUAUCUGUUCUAUUAUAUAUAUAUAUUUAGCAAAGCAACCUGUUUACAUGGCUAAAAAAUUGCCUUUUUUUCGAGGGGAGUUCCUUGGUAUUAUCCAUUUGUUUAUAAUACUCUUGCAAAUUAUUAUUUUCAGUACAGUAUAUCCGACUUCAAUGAUAAAUGUAGACACUUCAUUGCAGAUUCUUGCCAUUAUUUAUGGACUCGUGGCCUAUAUUAGGUUUUUAGCCAUAGUAUUAGUGGUUGAGAAAUCUUUGAUAUCAUUCAUUUGAUAUACAGAAAUUGUUUUUACACAUGUUAAAUUGAUAUCAGUUUACAUAUGUACAUGGCAGAUAUUUUUCAUGCUGUGUGUAUAGCAUUAAGUGACUGGUUCCAUCCUUGGAGAUUUGCAUUCUUUGUUAAAUAAUUUGUACCCUUUAACCAUAUAGUAUUUAGAUAAUUGUACUCUCAUGACAUUCUUUAAGUAACUGGCAGUAAAUUAGUUUAUUUUAUUGCUUUGCCUAUAAUGAAAUUGACUGAUGGUAUACAUGCUUAUUGCUAUAAUAAAGUAAUAAUGAAUAUUAAUAUAC